Messenger RNA from Perca fluviatilis (European perch), 1774 nucleotides. Its product is annotated as scavenger receptor cysteine-rich type 1 protein M130-like. The transcript is spliced from 7 exons. The record is from RefSeq and is a predicted model, not a curated record. The coding region runs from base 200 to 1774 and encodes 524 amino acids. Gene Ontology annotation, cellular component: membrane. Lineage: Eukaryota; Metazoa; Chordata; Actinopteri; Perciformes; Percidae.
UCUCUCUUCUCCAGACUCUGUCAGGCUGGUGAAUGGGACUAGUCUGUGUUCAGGCAAACUGGAGGUGAAGUCUAACCAGUCUAACCAGUCGUGGUCCUCAGUGUGUGAAGAUGACUUUGACCUGCAGGAUGCAAAGGUGGUCUGCAGGGAGCUUGGCUGUGGUUCUCCUUCAGUCCUCCAGGGGGCGCUCUAUGGAGACAUGGAGGCUCCAGUGUGGACCAAAGAGUUCCAGUGUAGAGGCCAUGAGUCUGCUCUGCUGGACUGUGACAGCUCAGAUAGAAACACCUGCUCUUCUGGCAAAGCUGUUGGACUCACCUGCUCAGAGCCCGAUAAUUUCCAGUUGGCGAGAGGAUCCAGUCGCUGUGCUGGUGAACUGGAGAUGAAGAAAGAGGGAUGGUGGAGUAAAGUGGAUGUUGAUGAUCAUUCUGCCUGGAAUCUAAAGGCAGCAGAUGUAGUGUGUAGACAUCUUGACUGCGGCUCUGCUGUUUCAUCAGGGUGGAAAAAGAUGGAUUACUACAUAGGAACAUGGAGGAUUAGAUCAACUUGUCUUCAAUCCAAGUCUGCAGUUAGGGAGUGUAUAUCAACAAAGUCUUACACUUCCUUUUCCAAACUGGAGAUCAACUGCUCAGACUCUGUCAGGCUGGUGAAUGGGACUAGUCUGUGUUCAGGCAGACUGGAGGUGAAGUCUAACCAGUCUAACCAGUCGUGGUCCUCAGUGUGUGAAGAUGACUUUGACCUGCAGGAUGCAGAGGUGGUCUGCAGGGAGCUUGGCUGUGGGGCUCCUUCAGUCCUCCAGGGGGCGCUCUAUGGAGACAUGGAGGCUCCAGUGUGGACCAAAGAGUUCCAGUGUAGAGGCCAUGAGUCUGCUCUGGUGGACUGUGACAGCUCAGAUAGAAACACCUGCUCUUCUGGCAAAGCUGCCGGACUCACCUGCUCAGAGCCUGAUGAUGUCAGGUUGUCAGGAGGAGCCAGUAGCUGUGCUGGUACGCCAGAGAUGAAACAACAGGGACAGUGGAGACCAGUGACUGACUGGGAUACUGAAUGGGACCAGAAGUUAUCAUCUGCAGUGUGUAAACGGCUGGACUGUGGUUCUGCUGUUUCCACAAACAUCAGCAGCAGCUCUUCAGAAACACCUGUUUGGGGGAUCAGUCGUUCUUGUGUUCAGUCUGAUUGGCUAGUACGGGAGUGUUUAUGGUUAACAGGUUACAGGAAAAGCCCCAAGAACCUGGAGGUGGUCUGCUCAGAUUUGCUGGCUCAGCCAAACAUCUCCUUCUCUACCCACAUUGACGGGGUUUCUGAGGCCACGCAGCAGGGGUUGCGAGUUCUCAUGGGCUCCGACUUCACCAUCAGCUGCUCCGUCCUGCCACAGUACCCAGGAGGCUCCUUCCAGCUCAUCUUCAACACCUCUGACCCAGAACAGAAGACAUACACCCUGCCAGCUGUCAAUCAUUCAGCCCACUUCCUGUUCUCUGCUGCAGACUCCACCCACCGAGGGGAGUACCGCUGUGUUUAUCACCUCUACGCUUUCUCCCAUAACUUCUCUUCUGAGAGCCGGCCGCUCCAUCUCACUCUCGCAGCCUCUCUAACACAUCUGGUCAUCAGACUGGUCGUCCUGGUGCUGCUGGUGCUCGUGUCCGGUGCUGCCCUGUUUUGCUACUCCAAGGCCAACAGAGGGCAGACACCAAGACGAGAGGACAACAUGGAGGUGCGUUACCUCUGUGGUGCUGAUGACUUGCUGGGUGAAGAGGCAGGAGGAGCGCAGGGCUCAGAGUAG